AUGAAAAGAAUGAGAAAGGUGGGGCUCGACCAAUGGCCGUAUGGAGCAGAGACUAAAAAGCCGACUGGUAUUCUUACAGAUGCAGCUUGGAUGGCGGACGCCUGUGCCAGGUGCGUGGACGCUCGGCCCCACCAACAUAUGCCAGGAGGGCUGGCUGGAAAGACCCUGGACUAUUUCGUCGAUCCUCCCAGGGAAGUGUGGAAAACUGCUUUGGCAGCCGAGUACCCCACUGGACUCUGCUGGGCAUGGGCGCAGUCACUUGUCCGCUUCUUGAAGACGGAGGAAGGACUGGUGACGUUGCAAAAGAAAGCCAUCAAAGUGGAAGGGAACGCACUCAGAGCGGUGCGGCCAGAGGUACAGUCAAAGCAGCCAGCAAGCAAUCGAGAAAGGAGAGAGAUGGAAAACAACCAGGCAGUAGGGGGGCUGAGGAACCUCUAUGGCGCCAUCGUCCGCACUUACAGGAAAUUGCCGGAUGGCGAUGUGCCGGAGAAGAUCAAGAAGCCGCAUGCCUUUAGAUCAGUGAUUGCAGGAUGGAAGCGUGCCAUGAAAGAGUUCAUGAACGGAGAUCCGAAACUGAAUGACUUGGUCCACCUGUUCACCCAGAAGUUCGUUCAGAUGGGUCAGAGCAGAAACUUCACUUUGAGCACUUUGCUGGACUUGUCCUGGACUGUGCUCAUCCUCACAUGGGAGGCGGUGAUCAACGAUCGUUUACCCAUGAUGGAUGAGGUGGAGCGCGGCUUCAAAGAGAAGUACGAGGAUCUGCAGAAGACCUUGAUGGAAUCCCGCAGGCAGUACCUGGCGGAGCUGUCGGAGCAUCGCGAUCGCAUGCGGAGCGAAACCCUCAGUCCACCACUGCAGGCUGCCCUUGCUGAAAUCAGUGAAGAAGAUGCAGACCAUCAUGUGUACCGCAACUUUGGCAUGGUCUUGCGGUUUGGUGCAGAGAUUUUUGUUCUUUGGGACCGGGCUUUCAACCCGAGAUGGCACUGGAUCCUCUCACCCAGGAAUAUUUCAAGGUCCCUGCGCCUGGAUACGAAGCAGAUCCAAGUGGAAUGGGAGCUCCAGGGCAGACCCAAAGCGGUAGACACUGUGACCAUUCUUCAUGUGAGUGACACCCAUAGUUUGCAUUACUCUCUGGGUGAUCUCCCCUCGGCCGACAUCUUCAUCCACUCGGGUGAUGUCUCCACCGUUGGGAGUGAUGGUGAAGUGGGAGAUUUCAACAACUGGCUGGGAUCCCUGAAGGGAAAGUACCGCGAGAUGUUGGUGAUUUCUGGAAACCACGACUACUGGGAGACUAACUGGCGCUUGAACCGUGGUGCCCUUUCAGAUGCCACGGCGCAAAGCCCCAACUACUUCCAGGAGAAGAUUACAAACGCCAAGGUGUUGAACCAUGACCUGGUUGAAGUGAUGGGUCUCAAGAUCUGGGGCGCUGGCUGGGCCCCUCGCCGUGGGGAUUCCUUCUCGGGCAACAACUAUGAUGAUGUGCCUGUAGGCGUGGACAUCCUGGUGACCCACGACGGUCCGGUGGGCAUCUUCGACUCCACCGCAGGCGGUAGCUGGGGCUCCAGUCAGCAACUUCGCAGCGCCAUCUACCGAAGCAAGGCAAAGGUUCAUCUCUUUGGACACAUCCACGAGCAGCGUGGUCACUGGCAGAAGGGAGGCGGCAGUUUCCAGGGUGGCGUGGAAUAUCGUCCGAACCCCGGCAGCAACCAGGUCUUUCGCCCCAACGGCCCACCCCCGGCAGACUAUCCCGUGCAAGUGGAGUCCAACAACGCCAUGGCCAACCAACCCGCCGUGGAUCAUAGCUGGACCGGCGUCUGGGCACCUCAGCACAUUGUGGGACGACCCCGGUUGAUCACCGCCAAAAGGGACGGUGAAUCCUGGAGCUUCACCUCAAAGGUGUUGUGA
This is a messenger RNA of Cladocopium goreaui, 1905 nucleotides long. The record is from the annotation of a GenBank genome assembly. Lineage: Eukaryota; Dinophyceae; Suessiales; Symbiodiniaceae.